Molecule: messenger RNA, 3915 nt
Organism: Colletotrichum aenigma
Lineage: Eukaryota; Fungi; Ascomycota; Sordariomycetes; Glomerellales; Glomerellaceae
Gene: EXG1-4
Product: Glucan 1,3-beta-glucosidase
Exons: 16
Coding region: 1-3915 (1304 amino acids)
Molecular function (GO): polygalacturonase activity
Source: RefSeq, a predicted model, not a curated record
AUGUUGCUCACCAACCAUGCCUCACCCCAUAAGUGGCUUUGGGUUUUACUUGUUCUAGCCUCUCUUUCUUUCGCGUCUAUCAUUCCAUUCGAAGUCUCGCCCUCGCUGGUGAAGCACCGCUCUCCCUCUCUUGACAGUAAUUCUCUCUCAUCAAACACCACAAACUCUGAACUCGAUGCAGCACGCAAAAUCGUUCAAGAGGCCAUCGCGGAGGCUUCCAGGCUCAACAAAGCCCGUCUCGAUCACCCUGCCAGAAAUCGCUACAAGCUCUCGCCUGAGAGCAGCGUUGGUGGCAGUACCAGGAAAAGACAGAGUACCACUGGGGACUUAGAAUCCGUCUCGGCGCCCCCGUUGUUGAACAUCACUGCAGAAAUUGCCGCCGCUGCCGCUCUUGUGGCCGAGGCAGAUGCAUCGGCCUCCAACGGAAACAGCACCAAGCGUUCUGUUCAAAAGCGCGGCACUUUUUGGAUGCAGGAUAUUUCGCACAGAGGCACUUCUCCUUGGGGUGACGAUUCCAGCUACACGAUCUUCCGCAAUGUGAUGGACUACGGAGCCAAGGGUGAUGGUGUCACUGAUGACACUGCCGCGAUAAACAAAGCCAUCAAGGACGGCAAGCGAUGUGGAGAGGCCUGCAACGGCUCUACUACCAAGAACGCCAUUGUCUACUUUCCGCCCGGGACGUAUUUGGUUUCCAGUCCCAUCAUUGUCUACUUUGGCACCCAGAUGAUUGGUGAUGCCAAUGACCGUCCAACCAUCAAGGCGGCUGCCAGCUUUGUUGGUCUUGGGGUUCUUUCGACAGAUGUGUACAUGGGCGAUGGUGCUGGGGCCGAUGGUAAGGACAAUGAGUGGUAUGUCAAUACGGCAUCGUUCUACAGGCAGAUUCGGAACUUCAAGAUCGACGUCACUUCAACCGACCCCAACGCCUACGUCUGCGCACUACACUACCAGGUCGCGCAAGCUACCAGCCUUCAGUUUGUCGAGCUAAUUGCCAAGACUGGAACCACACAGCAGGGGAUAUAUGCGGAGAAUGGCAGCGGUGGCGUGCUGGCUGACAUCACUUUCACCGGAGGAAACUUCGGCAUCUAUGCCGGGAGUCAGCAAUUCACUGCCCAACGUCUGACUUUCAACGGCUGCAAUACGGCAGUCCAGAUCAUCUGGGAUUGGGGUUGGGUCUGGAAGGGCAUCACCGUCACAGACUCGAGCACUGGUUUUCGUCUUGUCAACGAUGGCGGUGACGGAAACGUUGGAUCCGCCGCUUUCAUGGAUACCUCGUUCACGAACGUGAAGCAAGCCAUCGUAGUUGCCCCGCCUUCCUCCACCCCUGCUACUGGAUCGACAGGUCUUCUUCUCGACAACAUCGGCUUCAGCGGUGUCAGUCAGGGAGUUGCAGAUACGACCGGAAAGACUCUGCUUGACGGCUCUAGCAGCGUUUUGAGCUGGGUCUUGGGACCUAUCUACAAUGGCACCGAGCGCACAUGGAAUUCAGGGUCUUCACACGAAUGGAUGGGUAUUCUACCUUUGCUUGGCGAGAAGACCAUAGACGGCCUGCCAAACCUGCCGUACUUCGAUAAGGCGAAGCCUCAGUACGAAGGUCAUUCUGCCGGAGACUUCAUUCACUUAAAAGACUACGCUAAAGGUGAUGGCUCGACCGACGAUACUGCCGGUGUCCAAAACGCUUUCAACAGUGCAGGCGGCAAGAUCAUUUUCGCCGACGCUGGGGUUUAUUUGUUGUCGGAUACGGUCACCAUCCCGCCUGGAACCAAGAUUGUAGGUGAGACGUGGACACAAUUUGCGGCAACUGGAUCAAAGUUUGGGGACUCGAGCAAGCCAACUCCUAUGCUACGAGUUGGAAACAUCGGAGACGUUGGAUCAGUUGAGAUGCAAGAUCUCAUGUUCACCACCGUCGGACCGACUCCUGGUGCUAUCCUCGUUGAGUGGAACAUCAACGCCGACAGCCAGGGAUCUGCUGGACUGUGGGACUGUCAUGCUCGUCUGGGAGGCGCAACAGGCACUAAGCUGACGCCAGCUGAAUGCCCUGCUCUAACUAGCGGCGCCGUGAAUGACGACUGCAAGACUGCCGCACUCGUCAUGCACGUCUCCAGGGGAUCUUCGGGAUAUUUCGAGAACAUGUGGUUAUGGACCGCUGACCAUAUGGUUGAUGACCCUGACUUAGUCAGUGACAAGAAUGAAAUGACCAUGGUCUCAGUCUAUACGGCCCGAGGACUUCUCAUCGAAAGCACAGAGGCCGUUUGGCUGUACGGUACCGCGUCUGAGCACGCCGUGUACUACCAGUACAACUUGUUUGGUGCCCAGAACGUUUUCGCUGGUCUUUUGCAAACGGAGUCCCCAUACUACCAGCCCAUGCCAACUGCUCCAAGUCCGUACAAGGCCGAGGUUGGGGUCGUCCGCGGCGACCCCAAGUAUGACUGCAGCGGUACCGACUUUGACGGUUGCGACUCGUCAUGGGGCCUGCUCGUCAGCACCUCUCAAGAUGUCUAUAUUGCUUCAGCAGGCAUCUAUUCUUGGUUUGAUGACUAUAGUCAAGAUUGCAUUGAUGUGCACACCUGUCAGAAGGUCCUGGUGAACCUCUCUGAAAACUAUCAUCGAGUUCGUCUCCAGCAGCUCAUCACCAUUGGCGCUCAAUAUUCCCUUGUCUCCGACGGCAAGGGUAUCUUGGCCACGGACAAUCUGGCAAUUUCUGGUCAUCCUGCCUGGUCCCAAAUUUCUUUAUUUGAUGCUACAUCCGCUGGCGAUGCCGAUAUUGAUUUCGGCGAUAUCGCCGUCGACAUGCCACCCUGUAACGACCCGAACCAUUGGGUGACUUUGGAUGAUCUCUACGCGGCGAUGGGGUCUUUUCCUGACUACUGCGUUGCUCUCUACGCAACUCAAAUCCUAUACAGGAUGGUGGAUACUACCUUGGAAAACUAUACUUCCGUCGACAACGGCUACGACAGCAAGUUUGACUCUUACGUCAAGUACACCAAGGAGAUGAUCCCGACUCAACUCGAUGAGUUCAUGAACCUGGAAGACGGCGCCGGCAACAAGUACUUCACAUGCACCUUUGCCGAGAACGGUCGCAAUGAGACAACCCAGAAGUGCCCCUUUGGCAACUGGAUCAACUCAUAUGACGAAUUUACCAUCUACUACACAUUAGACGACGAGACAGGCUUCUUCAAUGAGCUGCAAUCAACAUACGGUAUCAUCCCGGCCUGGGUCAAAUUCAGUGAGAAGAUCGACCAGGUGACGUGCACCGGCAGUGCGGCAACCUGCACGCGCACCAAGUAUGUCUACGAGGGUCGCCCUUUACCUGCAGACAGCAUUACGGUGGCGAACCCCAAAGACAUCAUCAGCCAGGCUCUCCCGGGCUUUACCAACCUUCGCUCAACCCUCGCCAGCAUGUUCUUCCAGAUGAAACUCGGCAUCUGGGACGGCGUCAACGACGAAGUCAUCUCGGUGCUCAGUAUGCCUGUGUCGCUCGCCCAACAGGCAGUCGAAAGCAUGGCGCAGGUCGCUGCUAUUGGAGAAGAGGCAGCUGAAGAGGAGAAGAAGGAACUCAUCUUGACCAUCUUGAGCGUUGUGUUUCUCGUCAUCCCGUUUGCUGGCGAGGCCCUCGGUCCCGAACUCGAUGCUACCAUCCUGACAUUUGGGCGGAUCAUCGAUCUCAUCGGCGCUGGUGGGAACACAGCGUUAGCAUUUUACGACAUUGCAAAAGAGCCGACCUCCGCGCCGAUGGAGAUAUUGGGACUCCUGAUGGCAGGUGGUCUGGGGCGUGACUCUUCCGAGAUGGGUAAGCUGGCCAAGGCUAGACGGGAUAUGACCGAAGUCGACCUUGGCAAGAUCGGGUCCAUCUUCAAGAAGAAUGAUGAUGUUAUUCAGAACAUCAUUCACAAGUGCAGCAAUCCCGUGGUCCACUGA